CUUGUUUUUUCUUUCGUCUGUUUUUUCCUCUCCUCUUCCCUCUCUUCUUCUCCAAUUCACGUUCGUUAUUUUUCUUCCAUUUACAAACCCAAACCCUAACAUCAAUCCUUCUCUCUCUCUCUCUCUCUCUGUCAAAAGAGCUGAAAGAAAGAAUGUCAGGUUCAUGGAGCAAACUCCAAAAAGCGCUGUCGUUUAGGCAACCUAAAUCUUCUCCAGAGAAUGCAUCCUCUGAUCCCAAAUCACCACCUUCCAGUCGCCUGCCCUCUGCCGCAUCUUCAUCCACUUUCUCCCGUUUCUCCAGAAGCUUCAGUAGCACCUCCCGAUCCUCUAAGCGAACAUGUGCCAUUUGCCUUGGGAGUAUGAAACCAGGGAAUGGUCAGGCCAUAUUCACUGCUGAAUGCGUCCACUCAUUCCACUUCAGCUGCAUUGCUAACAGUGUUAAACAUGGAAACUACCUCUGCCCCAUCUGCAGAUGCAAAUGGAAAGAGAUUCCUCUUAUGUCGUCCUUCAGUACGGAUGCAAACACUAAUAAUGCUGGGCGGACUCGUGUCUCUCCACUUGAAGAUAAUUCCCUUGACAACAUUCCUCUUGUUCCACCACCCGUGUCUCUGCCCCUUCCUGAGCCCCUUCACUUCUCUGAUGAUGAACCUCUUCCCAGCAUCACUGUGGAUCAGACUCCCUCCCCUUCCACUAUUCAUCCAGAGGCUGUAGUCUUGAAAGCUUUCCCUGAAUAUUCUGCAGUUGCUGCUUCUGGAACUAUGUCAAGAUUUGCUGUUCUUGUUGGAGUAAGGGCACCCCCACUUGCUGAAGAUGCUCGGCACCAAGAGCGUGCCCCUAUUGACCUGAUCACAGUUCUAGAUAUUAGUGGCAGUAUGGCUGGAUCAAAAUUGACUCUCCUAAAGCAAGCAGUUUGUUUUGUCAUAGAUAACUUGGGGCCUUCUGACCGUCUAGCUAUAGUUACCUUUUCAUCAGGAGCUCAAAGAAACUUCCCCUUGCGAAGGAUGACAGAACAAGGGCGUAGAGAGGCUGCACAGGCUGUCAAUGCCAUUUCAGCAAAUGGUGGGACAAACAUCGUGGAAGGACUCAAGAAGGGGGUUCGAGUUCUUGAAGAAAGACGUGAAAGGAACCCAGUUGCAAGCAUUGUUCUCUUGUCAGAUGGGAGAGACACCUAUAACUGUGAUAAUGCCAACCAACGGCGAAGUCCUCGGUACCGGAGAUCCACAAAUGCAGCCUCAGGUCCCGACUUUCUGAAUCUAUUGCCUUCUUCCAUUUGUCCUCGCAAUAGAGAAGCACUAGCAGCAGGACAGCUGCCAACUUUCCAUGUACAUACGUUUGGAUUCGGUUUAGACCAUGAUUCCUCUGCUAUGCAUGCUAUCUCAGAUGCAUCAGGUGGUACAUUUUCGUUCAUUGAGACUGUUGGUACUGUUCAAGAUGCCUUUGCAAUGUGUAUUGGUGGUCUCCUCAGUGUUGUAGCCCAGGAACUUAAGCUUACUGUUAGGUCAGCAUCACGUGGAGUAGAUAUUGUAUCCAUCCCUUCAGGAAGAUAUGCAAGUGAAAUUUCUGAACAGGGAAAUCAAGGGGUAAUAAACAUCGGCAACCUGUAUGCAGAUGAGGAAAAAGAAUUCCUUGUCUACUUGUCUGUUCCCUCAGCUGAAAUUGAGCAAAGCGCAGCAAAGACCUCUCUGUUGCAAAUUACAUGCAGUUACAAGAAUACCACAUCCGAAGAAAUGGUCAGUGUGGAGGGUGAGACAGUUGAGAUACGUCGGCCACCAGUGCUGUCUCCUACAGAUGUGAUAAUAAGUCGUGAGGUUGAUAGGCAGAUAAACAGGCUGGCAGUAGCAGAAACCAUUGCAGAGGCACAACAAUUGGCAGAAAUGGGAAAUCUUGAGGGUGCUCAAGCCGUGCUAACUAACCGAAGAGCCACUCUUCUAUCUUCUGUAUCCUCCCAAGCAGGCGAUGCUCUCUGUAGCUGGCUUGACACAGAACUGACUGAAAUCAGAGAGAGGAUGGCAAGCAGGGAGCGCUACGAACAAACAGGACGAGCCUAUGUCCUCUCGGGUUUGAGCUCACAUUCUUGGCAAAGAGCCACAACUAGAGGAAACACCACAACACAAAUAAUACUGCAAGGUGGUAGCUCAAGCAAUAGUGGCGCCACCAUUUAUGAAACUCCAUCUAUGGUCAACAUGAUCUCAAAGUCACAGAACUUAAGUCUUGUUAAUCGUGCUGAUCAAGUUCCCCGCCAGAACAAGACAUGCAACUUACCUCCUCCACCAUCCUAGCAAACAUUUCUGACCUCAUUCGUUCUCAGUAUGAUAGGCAAUUGAACACUGCAAAUUCUGUGGCAUUUGACUCUGCUAUACUUUUGUUUUUUCGUUCCAUUUUUUUUUUGUUUUAGUUCUCCAAGGAUCAUUUGCAUAUCAGAUUCUUUUAGACCGACAACUCUACAUAUUGUAAUAAUAUGUUAGAGAUAACUGCUCGUCUGCUGACCUCCUUUUUGUGAACAGCGUGCCUUUAUUUAC
Molecule: messenger RNA, 2519 nt
Organism: Solanum dulcamara
Lineage: Eukaryota; Viridiplantae; Streptophyta; Magnoliopsida; Solanales; Solanaceae
Product: E3 ubiquitin-protein ligase WAV3-like
Exons: 2
Coding region: 153-2279 (708 amino acids)
Source: RefSeq, a predicted model, not a curated record